This is a messenger RNA of Tigriopus californicus, 1258 nucleotides long. Its product is annotated as probable palmitoyltransferase ZDHHC24. Gene Ontology annotation, cellular component: Golgi apparatus; endoplasmic reticulum. The record is from RefSeq and is a predicted model, not a curated record. Gene Ontology annotation, molecular function: protein-cysteine S-palmitoyltransferase activity. Gene Ontology annotation, biological process: peptidyl-L-cysteine S-palmitoylation; protein targeting to membrane. Lineage: Eukaryota; Metazoa; Arthropoda; Copepoda; Harpacticoida; Harpacticidae.
CGGUCGCCAACGGGCUAACGGGCCAACGGGUAAUCGUGGGAGGGGCAGGAUGCGUUUCCGGCUGGGCCGUCCCCGUCGCCGCUCGGGUUCCCUGGGCAACCUGCUUUUGGAGACGGUGCCGCCCUUGUUCCACGUGACGCUGACCUCCCUCCUGACUUACCUGUUCCUGAGCCUGCGUCCGGAUGACCACUACCUGCGCCUGGUGGGCUUGUUCCUCCUGUUUCAAAUGUUGGCCAAUUGGGUCAUGUUUUGGCUGAACCAGGCCACGGUCAGUGUGUCGCCCAAGAACUUCCCGGCCUACAUCCACCGCUACCCUUCCUUGACGCACAGCCGCGCCCACGGCGGUGAGCAACCCACCGAGUUGCACGUAGCGCCGGAAUUCGAGCGCCAUUUGUGGCGGGAAUGCGAGUCCUGUGACCUGCACGUGCCCAAGCGCACACACCACUGUGGACAUUGCCGGCGCUGCAUCUUUGUCCUGGAUCACCACUGCUACUUCUUGGGCGCUUGCGUGGGUCGCCACAACCUGCGCUUCUUCUUGGUCUUCUGUUGGUACGCCGCCCUGGGCUCAGCCUUGGGCUUGUUCAACGUGUUUGAGGCGCUCACCUUCUACCGUGACCCGUAUUCCCGGGAAGCCGCUUAUUACGUGCUACCCUACACAGUCGUCAUGUAUCUCAUGGACCAGGCCGCCGCCUUCGAGAUGCUCUACGUGGCCCUUCUGAACUUUGGCGCGGGCGCGUGCUUGGCCUGUUUGUAUCUAUUGGUGGUCGGUUUUUACUCGGCUUACAUCGGAAAAACGCCACAUGAAUCGGGCAAGCGACCCAAGCCUGAGCAACUCAUCUAUCGAUGGGACGAUCCCGAAUUAGAAGUAGGUUGCUGGGGUCACUUAGGCGAGGUUUUUGGUCCGUAUGGUUGGCUGCAUUUCCUUGUACCCAUCGUUCCGUUUGAGGGUCCCCCGCCCGUGGUUGGGUACCGCCGCAUCAUCACGUACAAUAACGAUUACAUUCUCGAUGGGACCGUGUUCACCUCCGAGGUUGAUCUGGACUUUCAACCCUCCUAGUCACCGGGUUCACUUAUGUUGUUCUGUGUAACUCAUUCAUUGUCAGUGUUUAUUUGGAUAUCAAUGAUCCCAAAAAUCAAUUGCAUUAUGUGCAUUAAAUGCACUACGCUCCGCCUUUGAUGGUGAAGCAAUUAUGAUCUCUCCUAUGCUAGUCGGGGCGUUUCGCUCAUUCUCAACCCGCUUACGAUUUUUUUUUACAGA